Linnemannia hyalina is the source of this 1563-nucleotide messenger RNA. The record is from the annotation of a GenBank genome assembly. NCBI's taxonomy places the organism in Eukaryota, Fungi, Mortierellomycota, Mortierellomycetes, Mortierellales, Mortierellaceae.
AUGGCCCAACAACAACUCAAGGACCUGCCCGUCCUCUCCGAGUACGACAUCUCGCCCAUCACCGGUUUCCUGCCCGUCGAAGAGCCCCUCCAGGUCCUGCCCAACCCGUACUUUGCCCCCUGGGAGGAAACCUUCCAAAAGUUCAACGGCCUCCUUCUUGCCUCCAGACUCCGUCAGUAUGUCAACGAGCUUCCGGUUCUGGAUGCAGCCAAGCUCGAGACCAAGGCUGAACAGCGGAGAGGAUACCUGAUCCUGUGCAUGCUCUCCCAUGCCUAUGUCUGGGGCAAGCAUGAGCAGGCCGCAGAGGUUCUCCCGGCUGCGCUGGCCGUUCCAUGGCAAAAGGUCGCGGAUAUGCUCGAGAUUCAGCCUGUGUUGACCCACGCUGCCGUCGUCAUGUGGAACUGGAGACUGUUGUACAAGGAUGGACCCAGAGAUCUCAACAAUUUGGACACGCUGGGAACACUCUCGGGCUCGAGCGAUGAGUCAUGGUUCUACUUGGUAACGACCGCGAUCGAGGCUACGGGCGCUCCCGUCCUGAGCAAGAUCCUCAACGCCAUUCAGCACGCCCGGGACAACACCAUUGUUGGAUUGACACAGGAACUCGAGGGGAUCCGAGGCAUCAUCGAGGACUUGGUCUCUGUCCUCCGUCGCAUGUUUGAGAGAUGCGACCCCUAUGUCUUUUAUUGGAAGGUCCGCCCUUACUUGGCCGGAUGGGAGAACAUGGCCGAGGCCGGAUUGCCCGAUGGUGUCCGUUAUGAGGGCGUCGACAAUGGCGGAUACAAAAGGUUGGCCGGAGGCAGUGCCGCUCAGAGCUCGUUGAUCCAUGCCCUUGAUAUCGCCUUUGGAGUCGAACAUCACCCUACGGGAUUCCGCCCCAACAAGGCUGGCGCCUCUGCGUCCGCCAACAGCAGCCCUGCAGUUCCUUCCCCUUCUCCUGCUGCUACUGGCGCCCCAGCAGCUGUCAAGCCCACCAACUUUAUCCAAAAGAUGCGUUUCUACAUGCCUGGACCCCACCGCAGCUUCUUGACUCAUCUCACAGAGGUCUCCAACAUCCGUCAGUUUGUGACCGAGAAGGCAGCAGGUGAGCGCACUACCGAGGUCGAAAAUUUGAUCACUGUCUAUGACGAGUGUGUCCACCAGAUCAAGGUCUUCCGCGACGUCCAUAUUCAGAUGGUCACUCUCUACAUUGUCAUGCAAGCCAACCGGGGACCCUCCAUCUCUCACGGAGGAUUCGCCCAUCAGCCUCAUGCCCAGGCCCAGAAGACCGAGCCAUCUGCCAACGGAACUGCAGACAAGUCGGCAGCAGCUGCGAAUGGCGCUAACACCAGCAACGUAACAGGAGAGAAGCCCUCGAAGGGAUCGAGCAUUCUUUACCCACAAAAGGUCAUCUUUGGAGCUCCCUACGGAUUGGCCAAGAAGCAGGAGGCUGGAAACGAUGUUGUCCGAGGCACUGGUGGCACUGACCUCAUCCCCUUCCUUCGUCAAUCUCGCGACGAGACGAACGAGUCCAAGAUUGUGCCAACGCCUUCGAUCACGGCAAGAAAGCACUCGACCGCCGCUUAA